Molecule: messenger RNA, 540 nt
Organism: Sphaeroforma arctica JP610
Lineage: Eukaryota; Ichthyosporea; Ichthyophonida
Exons: 1
Coding region: 1-540 (179 amino acids)
Source: RefSeq, a predicted model, not a curated record
AUGGCAGUUUCGGGAUCACCAGGGCCAACGUUAGUGCUUCCUGGCCCUCCUCAUGGGGGCCGCAUUCUCAUCAGCAUAGUUCCACCUCCUGAUGGGUGUGUUUCGCCGAUUAACGAGAGGAAGAGGGAUCCGAAUAAUACUGUACGUAGACGACCUCCUGCUAUAAGGUCGCCCACGCACCAUCAUGAAGCAGAAGUGAUACAUCGACAGUUUCUGAACGAACUGGGAUUAGAGUUGGCUCCCGGCAAAGGCUACUGGGAGUUACCAGUGACGCGAUUACAGCACUUGGGAGAACUGGUGCUCAACAUCAUCGAAAUGACUCCGGAGUUCAAAGCCAAACUACUCCAGAAAUCCAAGCUGAUCUCCUCCCUGGGCCUACGCAACCAGCGUAGGGUCAAACACAACUGUGGCAAUCUUUUUGCGGCUGCCUACUGUGGGGAGGAUUCUCAAUCUUGGGACUAUGUCCAUUCAUCGCCGACGUUCAGCAAUCGACCUCAUGGACGAGGACCCGCCACAUUGGCUCUCGGGGGCCACGUUUAG